Molecule: messenger RNA, 751 nt
Organism: Sinocyclocheilus rhinocerous
Lineage: Eukaryota; Metazoa; Chordata; Actinopteri; Cypriniformes; Cyprinidae
Product: protein-lysine 6-oxidase-like
Exons: 6
Biological process (GO): collagen fibril organization; peptidyl-lysine oxidation
Molecular function (GO): copper ion binding; protein-lysine 6-oxidase activity
Source: RefSeq, a predicted model, not a curated record
UGUAUUUUAAUUUUAAUUCUGUGCAUUUUCGUGUAUUUUUGUAAUAAAACACUUCAGUGUUUCAUAGGUUUGCCUGAUCUUGUUGGAGACCCAUACUACAUCCAAGCGUCCGCCUAUGUGCAGAGCAUUCCAAUGUACAAUCUCAGAUGCGCCGCUGAGGAAAACUGCUUGGCGAGCACUGCAUACAGUUCCAGCGUGAGAGACUACGACACGCGCAUGUUGCUGAGGUUCCCGCAGCGAGUCAAGAACCAAGGUACCUCCGACUUUCUUCCCAGCAGGCCGCGCUACAGCUGGGAAUGGCACAGCUGCCAUCAGCACUACCACAGCAUGGACGAGUUCAGUCAUUAUGACCUGCUGGAAUCCAGUUCACAGAGAAGAGUAGCAGAGGGACACAAGGCCAGUUUCUGUCUGGAGGACACGUCCUGUGACUACGGCUACUACCGACGAUAUGCCUGCACCUCCCACACUCAGGGCCUGAGUCCAGGGUGUUAUGACACUUACAAUGCCGACAUCGACUGCCAGUGGAUAGAUAUUACUGAUGUGAAACCUGGAAACUACAUCCUCAAGGUUAGUAUAAAUCCCAGUUACCAGGUGCCAGAGUCGGACUACAGUAACAAUAAUGUGCACUGCGAUGUACGUUACACCGGAAACUACGUUUAUGUUUCAGGAUGUCAUAUUUCACAGUAUUAAGAAUCUACUAAAGGAUCCUAAGGAAUAGGGAAAGAUAAUCAGAAAUGAAGUUUUUGAUGAU